GAUCCGUGGACGAUGGCUUGAAUAUACAAGUGGGAUCUUCUCCUUUUCUCUUUAUGCGAUAGAAUCCUGAAUUCAUUCGUCUAAGAGCGGGAGGGAGGGAGAAGAGCAGCAGCCAUGGCGGCCGGCAAGUGCUCGUCAGUGAAGCAGCAGGAAGAAGAACAAAAACGCCCCAUUCGAGAAGAAGAACCCAUCAUCAGAGUUCCCACAGCGAAACCCCCCUUCACCCUAAGCGAAAUCAAGAAAGCGAUACCCCCCCAUUGCUUCCACCGCUCCGCCCUCCGCUCCUUCACCUUCAUCCUCCACGACCUCCUCAUCUCCACUUUCCUCUUCUUCCUCGCCCUUACGCUCCUCCCCUCCCUCCCCUCCCCUUACCCCGUCCUCCUCUGGCCCCUCUACUGGUUCGCUCAAGGCUGCACCCUCACCGGCCUCUGGGUCAUCGCUCACGAAUGCGGCCACCACGCUUUCUCCGAUUCUUCACUCCUGGACGACAUCGUCGGCUUCCUUCUCCACUCCUUGCUUCUCGUCCCCUACUUCUCAUGGAAAUACUCCCAUCGCCGGCAUCAUUCCAACACCGGAUCCCUCGAUCGCGACGAGGUCUUCGUCCCCAAACCCCGAUCAUCACUCCGCUGGUACUCCUCUUACCUCAACAACCCCCUCGGCCGCAUUGUUUCACUUAUCGUUACCCUAACCCUAGGUUGGCCGCUUUACCUCGCCUUCAACGCCUCCGGCCGCCGAUACCCUCGAUUCGCCUCCCAUUUUGAUCCAUACUCUCCAAUCUACAAUACCCGUGAGCGCGCGCAGAUUUUCCUCUCCGACGCCGGGAUCCUCGCGGCUCUGUACCUUCUCUACCGCAUCUCUGUCGCGUUUUCACUAUCAUGGAUCAUUCGCAUCUAUGGCGUUCCUCUUCUGAUCGUGAAUGCGUGGCUCGUGAUCAUCACCUACCUGCAGCACACUCACCCUGCCCUUCCGCACUACAAUUCCGAAGAAUGGGAUUGGCUUCGCGGCGCACUGGCGACUGUGGAUCGCGAUUACGGGUUCUUGAACCGUGUAUUUCAUAACAUUACUGAUACUCAUGUGGCGCACCAUCUGUUCUCGACCAUGCCGCACUACCACGCCAUGGAGGCGACGGAAUCCAUUAGACCGGUGCUGGGUAUGUAUUACAGGCGUGAUGACACCCCGGUUCUGAAGGCGCUGUGGAGGGAGGUGAAGGAAUGCGUUUAUGUGGAGGAGGAGGAGGAGGUGGUGGUGGGGAAGAAGAACGGGGUCUUCUGGUACUCCAACAAGCUUUGAUUAAGGUUUGGAGGAGAUGAUUUUGAUAGUGGUGAUUGAAGCUGUUGGCUUCGGCUUGUUCUCUGUGGGAGAUUACAGAGCUGUUGCAGGUGAUGAGUUCUGCUCUUUUUUGCCUAUGGUAAUUGAGUUUUUUUUUUUUUU
This is a messenger RNA of Phalaenopsis equestris, 1431 nucleotides long. RefSeq names its product delta(12)-oleate desaturase-like. Gene Ontology annotation, biological process: lipid metabolic process. Bases 115 to 1290 code for a protein of 391 amino acids. The record is from RefSeq and is a predicted model, not a curated record. Gene Ontology annotation, molecular function: oxidoreductase activity, acting on paired donors, with oxidation of a pair of donors resulting in the reduction of molecular oxygen to two molecules of water. Lineage: Eukaryota; Viridiplantae; Streptophyta; Magnoliopsida; Asparagales; Orchidaceae. The transcript is spliced from 2 exons.